GAGGGCGAAGCAAAAAAGUUUUGGCAUUAGAUCUACCUAUAUCCAAAACAGGACAAAAAUAACCCGAAGUUAGCACGAGGACAGAGCCGUAUCAAAGCAUCCUAAUUGUGGACAUUUGAUCCGCCUAUAUAUUGAACGCGGGAAAUAAUAUGUUUUACGGCGUGACCGUGUUUGAGGGCGAAGCAAACAAAUUUUGGCAUUGAUCUACAGUAUAUCCAAAACAGAACAAAAACAACCCGAAGUUAGCACGAGGACGGAACUGUAUCAAAGCAUCCUAAUUUUGGAUAUUUCAUCCGCCUACAUAUUGAACGCGGGAAAUAUAACGCAAUUGAUGUAAACAGUACAUUGUGACGUCAUAUUCAGUGUCGUUAUUUAGGAAAUUUACAAGCAUAGCGUUUGAACCACAACAAACAUGGCGUUAAUCGUGGAGUGAUUAUAUAUGAUUAAGAAAAUAAGAUUUACAUGCUUUUACGAAUUUUAUGUAACAUCUCAGAACGACGUGAACUAGGGUAGACGAGAUUCAAAAUGGAGAAAUACAUGUCCACGCGAUAAUAUUCGAAUCGACGCCAUUAGUACCAAAAUUUUCAAGUUCCAUAGUGCUUGAGCUUGCCAUGUCUACAAGACCAUCACAUGAUAAUGUAAUCAACAGCCUGGGUGUCAAUAUGGCUGCAGCACUGGACCAAAUAAUGACAGUCCAAGGGCAAUCCUAUGAUGAAUUUCUGGAAGGUUUUACUUACCUGAAUAAAGAUGAACUGAAGAAAGAGAUGAUCACCCCAGCAUCAAAGAUGCGUGAGAGACCACAGUUAAGCAAGAUGAAGGAACUGGAGGAGAAGGAUGAAAGUUUAACAAAAUCAUUGGCCAUGAAUAGCAGUAAAUCUGCUGAUGAAAAAGAACCAAAUUAUGAUGAAUUGGAAGAAGAGUUACUGGAGGAUGGAGAGAGGACAAGCAUAAUGUCGCAGAAAUCACCAACUGGAUCUGACGUGACAAGCAGGCUUAAGUUUGACAAUUUUGUAAUGGAUGAGAUCUCUGAUCACGGGGAGUCUGAUGACGCAGAAGAUUUCAUCUCAGGGGGAUACCAAGCGAGUUUCUGUCCGGAGUCAUCUAGUGAGUCUGCUAUUGAAGGUACAGAUCUAAAAGGAAAUUCUAUGGAAGAAAGGACACCAGAUCUUGAUGAGCAAAAUGUAGAUAUUGACAAUCUCCUUCAGGACAACAGUGAUAAAUUACAAGUCCGAAACAUUCCUGUCAAAUUUGGAAAAACUGGUUUUCAAAUCAACUCUGCUGAUCAUGAAGGUGUGCGGUCCUCUGAAAAAACUGUAUCUCUUAUUGACUCUAAUAGUUCAGCUAGUGAACUUGAUCCUCAGGGGGAGUGUGCACAAUGUUCUGAACAGCUAAGUAGUGAGGACAGAGUGAGAGCUCCUCCUUCUGAUACUGUUUUAAAUCCUGGAGAAGUGGAGGAUCCAGGAUCUCCGAAGGUGAUCAAAGUAAAAGACAAGGAGCGGAUUCUAGAUUUCUCAGCCACUUACAGAACUGAGGUGGUUGUAACUGAGGAAUCUACAGAGGAGUGUUCAGAUGAGGUGGCUGCUUUUUGCCUAGAUGAGGACUUUGAUUAUGACAAUGUUGUGCUGACUCCAAAAUUUACUACAGAGGAAAUUGAAUUCCUGAAAAGUUGUCGAACAUGAAAUAGAAAUUAGAAUUUUGCAUACCUGACUGUUAUACAAGAUCUCAAUAGUACAUUCAGGGUAAAUAAAAAUUAAUGAUAUCAAUCAUAUUUCAAAAUAUUUGUAAAACAAGUAAAUUCAUAAACUACUGCAUUUACAAAAUUGCAACAAUUCUAUAAUACACCAGUUCCGAGAUAUCAGCUCUUCUGUGACGGAGGUACGUUCAGUAUUCUGUUGAAUGCUUGAAUGGGUACAAGAUGUAUGCAUAUAUUAUAGAAUAGCUAUGUAAAUAACAAUAAUAGUUCUGAAAGUGUAAAUUUUGUUUAUAUCAGCUGUUGGUAUACAUUUUACUGACCAUAUGAUUAAAAGAAUAAUAUUUGUUUGAAUUAGGCCAUUAAAUUAUAUAUUAAUUUA
Messenger RNA from Ostrea edulis (European flat oyster), 2072 nucleotides. RefSeq lists its product as uncharacterized. NCBI's taxonomy places the organism in Eukaryota, Metazoa, Mollusca, Bivalvia, Ostreida, Ostreidae. The record is from RefSeq and is a predicted model, not a curated record. Gene Ontology annotation, molecular function: intraciliary transport particle A binding. Gene Ontology annotation, cellular component: 9+0 non-motile cilium; cytosol. The transcript has 7 exons. Gene Ontology annotation, biological process: spermatogenesis; acrosome reaction. The coding region runs from base 612 to 1679 and encodes 355 amino acids.